Coniosporium apollinis CBS 100218 is the source of this 1026-nucleotide messenger RNA. RefSeq lists its product as uncharacterized. NCBI's taxonomy places the organism in Eukaryota, Fungi, Ascomycota, Dothideomycetes. The record is from RefSeq and is a predicted model, not a curated record. Gene Ontology annotation, molecular function: oxidoreductase activity, acting on the CH-OH group of donors, NAD or NADP as acceptor. The transcript has 2 exons. Bases 1 to 1026 code for a protein of 341 amino acids.
AUGGUGGUCUCAAUCGCUCGUCUGGCACUUUCCCCUUACAUGACGGGGGCUGCGCUUCUCAUCCUUCGCUAUGGACCGGAUUCUGUUCGAGAAGAGCUUACCCGGUUCCUGGGAAACAACUUGCACCUCCUGAGCACUAGCUUGAAGUGGCUGCUCGCUCUUGGGCUCACCUCCAAGGUCAACAGUCUGCUCAGUCGAUGGGCGGAGAACAAGUGGAUCUGGAAGAACGGCAAGACUGCUUGGAGAUGGGAAAACGAAGUCGCUGUGAUCACUGGAGGCUCCAAUGGCAUCGGUGCCCAUGUCGUCCGGCGUCUGGUAUCAAGGGGUGUCAAGGUUGCUGUGCUUGACAUCCAGCCCUUGAGUAAGGACCUCGAAGACUCGAAGAACAUCCACUACUACAAGUGCGACAUCGCUUCCCGCGAGGCAGUCCAGCAAGCCGCCGAAGCCAUCCGCUCCGAUCUCGGGAACCCAACCAUCCUUAUCAACAACGCAGGCAUGGGAACGCCAGGAACCAUCCUCGACCAAUCAUCCAAGGAUCUCCGCACAAUCUUCGACGUCAACCUGAUCAGCCACUUCUAUACCGUCCAAGAAUUUCUCCCCUCCAUGCUCGCGCAGCGAAAAGGCCACAUCAUAAGCGUCGCCAGCCUCGCCAGCUUCGCCGCCGCCGCAGGAAUGGUCAACUACGCAUGCACCAAAGCGGGCGUGCUCGCCUUCCACGAGGGGCUGAACCAGGAGCUCAAGCAUCGCUUCCAGUGCCCCGAGAUCAAGACCACGGUUGUGCAUCCGGGCUGGACGCGGACGAAUCUGACGGCGCCGUUGGAGGGAAAUAUCAAGAAAGCGGGGAUCGUGAUGUUGGAUUCGGAGGUCGUGGCGGAUGGGAUAGUAGGGCAGAUCUUCAAGGGCGAGUCGGCUCAGAUUAUCUUGCCGGAGAAUAUGAAGAAUGCGACUGGGUUGAGGGGCUGGCCGACUUGGUUGCAGGAGUUGUUAAGGGACAAGUCGAAAGACAUUACUGUUCUUACUCAGUAG